UGAUCCAUGGUUAUGGAUCAAAGCCAUAACCUAUGAAGACAGAGAGAGAAGCCACUGAAUAUUUACUAAAGGUUACAGUAUUAACCUAUUAAGUAUUAACCUAUUAAUGACAUGAUCAUAGAUAACAGCAAGCACUUGCUCAAGCACACCUACAAGAAAAGCAUUAUUCUUACUUUUAACGCCAUAUUUUGAGGAAACAUGCCAGCCAUGCGUCAUGCCAAGAACAGCCAGUUGGUUCUACCUCGCCUGCUCAACUCUGGGUCUUCCAGAUACCAGGUGGAGUCAUUGCUCGGACAGGGCUAUUUUGGAACGGUCGUAAAGUGCAAGAAUCUGGACGACAAGAGCAUCGUCGCCAUCAAAAUGAUUAAACUGCGUGUCGAUAAUAGGAAGAGGGUAAAUCAAGAGGUAAGAAACAAAACUGUGUGCUUAUUAUAGUUUAAGUUAUAACAUCCUGCAUCUAUAUCCACACAUGUGUACUGCCUUGUUUAAGUUUACCUGUGUAAAGCUGAUACACAAUCUUUGUGAUCACCUGUCAUGUGUCUCCAGGUGGCUACUCUGAAGAAACUUAAAUCGCUGGACUUGAGCAAACACAACAUUGUUCAGUGGAACCAGUACUUCAUUGACAGAGGACACAGUUGCCUGGAGUUUGAGCACCUAGACAGAAGUCUUUUGAAUUUCAUGGAGGAACGCAAAUUCCGACCUCUCCUUGUGAAAGAGAUAAGACCAAUUGUCCAGCAGGUUGCCCAAGCACUGAAACACUUGAAGGCUGUAGGGAUUAUCCAUACAGACCUCAAGAUGGAUAACAUCAUGUUGGUUGAUCAGCUACGGCAGCCCUACAGAGUCAAGUUGAUCGACUUCGGACUAGCGCAUGAGGUGUCAGCUGCUGUGACGGGGUCAUACCUGCAGCCCCGUGCAUACCGAUCUCCAGAAAUCUUGUUGGGGAAUCGCUUCUCAGUUGCCAUAGACAUGUGGUCUCUGGGCUGCACAGCCGCUGCUCUUUACCUCGGCUCCGUGCUCUACCCUGGUUUGGGUGAAUAUGAAAUGAUCAAGUUCAUCAUGGAGACUCAGGGCCAGCUCCCCGACACCAUGCUGGAUAAAGGACGUAAGACUCGAAAAUAUUUCAGGAGAGCAGUCAACUCCACCACCUCCCACUGGCAACUCAAGACACCAGACGAGUACCGCAGAGCAACGGGGAAGCAGCCAAUGGAGAACAGGUCUUUUAAGUUCAGCUCCCUGGACCACCUCGUGGAUGUCCAACCCAUCAACUCACACAACUCUGCAGACAGAGUUGCGGAGAUAUCCGACGUCAACAUGUUUGUGGACAUGCUGAAGGCGAUGCUUCAGCUCAAUCCCAACACAAGGGCCACACCCUAUGAGUUGCUGGAGCAUAAAUUCAUCAGCAUGCAUCACAUCGCCAGCAUGAGGAAAAAAAGCAGCUAUGUCUUGUCCUGUUUUCAAAUGAUGGAAAUCCAGACUUCUGACAGUAGCACAGCUGGUGGGCCACUGGUGCAGCCCCAGUGCACCGCUACCGGCCUCGUCCAGCCGAAUCCCCCAUCUCAUGCUGGGUCGGGAAAAACUCACCAGCCCCAGCACACCAGCCGACUUCCCUGCACCAGCACCCAGUUCAAAGGUACUGAUGAGUCGAAUAUUAAAAGGAGCCUCCAGGGAAAUUGUGACUUCAGCUCCAGAAUACAUGAUUAUUGGCACACUCGCCAGCGUCGGCCGGGUCAGAGGACCAGGCCGGCUGAGCACCAUCAGCCCAGUGCGGGUCCUUCGGACCGCACCAGGACCGAGGGUCAGGUUCAGUCGGGACUGAGAAGAGGUGAUCAUGACUAUGUGCCGUCACACAAGGACAGGAGUCAAAGAGACAGAAAUGUCAGAUCCUCCACCAGAGAUUAUCAUUGGGACACUCGCCAGCGUCAGCCGGAUCAGGGGACCAGGCCGGCUGAGCACCAUCAGCCCAGCACUCGUCCUUCGGACAGGACCAGGACCGAGGGUCAGGCUCAGUGGAGACUGAGAAGAGGUGAUCAUGACGAUGUGCCGUCCCACCAUGACAGAAGGAAAAGAGACAGAAAUGUCAGAGCCACCGGCAGAGAUGAUUAUUGGCACACUCGCCAGCGUCAGCCGGAUCAGAGGACCAGGCCGGCUGAGCACCAUCAGCCCAGCACUCGUCCUUCAGUAAGCACCAGGACCGAGGGUCAGGCUCAGUGGAGACUGAGAAGAGGUGAUCAUGACGAUGUGCCGUCACACCAUGACAUAAGGAAAAGAGACAGAGAUGUCAGAGCCACCGGCAGAGAGGAUUAUUUGCACACUCAGCAGCGUCAGCAGGAUCAUAGGACCAAGCCUGCUGAGCACCAUCAGCCCAGCGCGGGUCAUUUGGACAGCACCAGGACUGAGGGUCAGGCUCAGACUGGACUGAAAAGAAAAAGAGAUGGUCCUGACGAUGUGCUGUCACAAAAUGACGGAAGGAAAAGAGACAGAAAUGAUAGAGCCGACGGCAGAGAUUAUCAUUGGGACACUCGCCAGCGUCGGCCGGAUCAGAGGACCAGGCCUGCUGAGCACCAUCAGCCCAGCACGGGUCCUUCAGACAGCACCAGGACCGAGGGUCAGGCUCAGUCGGGACUGAAGAGAAAAAGAGACGAUCAUGACGAUAUGCUGUCUCAACAUGACGGAAGGAAAAGGAAGAAAUGAGAGAUCCACCGCCAGAGAUAAUCAUCGGGACACUCGCCAGCGUCAGCCGGAUCAGAGGACAAGGCCUGCUGAGCAUUAUCACCCCAGCGCGGGUCCUUCGGAAAGCAUCAGGACCGAGGGUCAGGCUCAGUCGGGACUGAAGAGAAAAAGAGACGAUCAUGACGAUGUACGGAAGGAAAAGGAAGAAAUGACAGAUCCACUGGCAGAGAUGAUCAUUGUGACACUCGCCAGCGUCAGCCAGAUCAGAGGACAAGGCCUGCUGAGCUUUAUCACCCCAGCGCGGGUCCUUCGGAAUGCAAAUGAUUGUUGUAAAUGCUGUGAAAUCCAUACUGUUGCCUUACAGUCAGCAGAUCUAUAGAGCUGAACAUCUUUUAAGACAGUGCCACUAAACACCAAAUGAUGUUUACUUUAUCAUCCAUUUGUAUAAGUUUGCAGCCUUAAAGAAAAGAAAGAAAAAUACGUAAAAAAAAUACACAAUACAAAAUGUUUUAAAUCAAGUUAUUUUCUGAAAAAAUGUAAUUUACAAGUCAUCAACAACAUCGACAACCAGAAAUAAAAAAUAAAUAAAUGAAAAACCUGCUGUCGUUUCAAGUCUGUGUCGACUGCCAUAGAAUCCACUUCCUCCAUUUACUCUCCAUCUGUG
This is a messenger RNA of Platichthys flesus (European flounder), 3334 nucleotides long. Its product is annotated as dual specificity tyrosine-phosphorylation-regulated kinase mbk-1-like. The transcript is spliced from 7 exons. Gene Ontology annotation, molecular function: protein tyrosine kinase activity; protein serine/threonine kinase activity; ATP binding. NCBI's taxonomy places the organism in Eukaryota, Metazoa, Chordata, Actinopteri, Pleuronectiformes, Pleuronectidae. The coding region runs from base 535 to 2691 and encodes 718 amino acids. Gene Ontology annotation, cellular component: nucleus; cytoplasm. Gene Ontology annotation, biological process: peptidyl-threonine phosphorylation; peptidyl-serine phosphorylation. The record is from RefSeq and is a predicted model, not a curated record.